CAGGCAGUUAGGUUUCGUUUCUCCCUCGUGAAGUGCGUCAUCGUCUUCGCUCGGAGCAGCAGCUGUUUUAACGAUGGCGGAAGAGGUCGAGUCUCCUCUGUGUUCUCUGGAGGAGGAGCUGACCUGCAGCAUCUGCUUGAGCCCCUUCGACUGUCCGGUCACCAUCCCCUGCGGACACAACUUCUGCCAGGACUGCCUGCUCGCCUCCUGGGAGGACUGCAGCUACAGCUGCCCUCAAUGUCGGACCAUGUUCCCCAUCAGGCCAGAGCUGAAGAAGAACACGGUCCUCAGCACCGUGGUGGAGGCCUUCAAGCAGAAGUCAUCGACCAUCCCGACCGAGAAGGAGACCAAAGCUGAGGAGCCGAGCAAACCCGAGGAGAAGCAUGUGGUGCUCUGCGACACCUGCAUGCAGGCGGAGGCCUCCAAGACCUGCCUCACCUGCAUGGCCUCCUACUGCGAGGAGCACCUGCGGCCUCACCGGGAGAACCCCACCUUCCGCGUCCACCAGCUGAUCGAGCCUGUGGGGGAUUUAUCCGAACACAUCUGCUCCGAACACCACAAGCUGAUGGAGCAUUUCUGCACGGAGCACCAGCGUCUGAUCUGCAGCUCCUGCCUCCAGCAGCUCCACAAGUCCUGCUCCUUCUCCUCUCCGGAGGAGCAGAGGAGCCUGAAGGAGAAUGAUUUCCGAGCAAAGCUGAGUUUGCUGAACGAGAAGAUCGAGAGGACAGAUCACGUUGUCUUCCAGAUAAAUGACAUGCAGAGCAAGCUUAAGGAUGCUGCGAACAGCAGGAAGACGGCGAUGUCGGCUGCGUAUCAGCAGCUGAAGGACAUGCUGGCUCAAGACGAGCGCGCUGCCCUGCACGAGCUGGACUGCGAGCUGGAGAAGGGUCAGGAGAAGCUUCAGCACUUCGCCAAGAGGUUUUCAGAGAACAACGAGAAGAUGAGGACGGCUAGGGAGGGCAUCAACGAGCUGAUGGGCCGGGCGCAGACCACAGCCUUUCUGCAGGCCUCCUUUGAACUUCCAAAGGUCAUAAAGUUUGACCCCUAUGCGCCUCGGAUCAACCUGGACUCUGAAAGAGUGACGGCAGCUCACAGCUUUGCUGCUGACCUGAAGGCGAGUCUGAUGGAGAUCCUUUCACAGCCCUUCGAGGCCCGACCACCACUCCUCACAUCUGGUGAUGCCGAAUCCUCCGGGUCUGAAUCCGAACCUGAAAGUACCGAGGAUGAACCAUCGGGCCAUUCGGCACCAGAGCAGCCUCCGAAGGAAGGAGGUUUUCCCAGCCUCAACACCCCUGCGCCUCCGACCGUCCACACCAUUUACCAGCAGGUUCCAGUCCCCGUCUACAUGCAGCCUCAGCAGUCGUGGAAUAAAAUGCAUUACAAUCAGUUCGGUUCUUCUGGCUUUUCACCGGGGCGUCAGAACUUUCAUGGACAAAAGUUUAAGAAACCUUCAUCAGGAAAGAAGGACACGAAAGGCCCCCACAAGCCUGCUCAAAAAGCUCAUCAAAACAGUGGAGGAGACCGGAGCCAGACUCCCCAAAAUAAAGGAGAGGGUCGAAAACCCCCCAGUGCUUCAGGAGGUCAGAAACCCGCUGCUGCAGGACCGAGAUCCACCAAAGAAGGCAAACCCGGCGGCCGUCCUCCUUCAGCCAAACCGCCGGGACAACAGCACCAUCCUAAGAGGAACAAGUAGAAGAACAGUAAACAUUCCGCUUCUGCUCACUUCAGAUGUUUAAGUCAUCUGAUCUCAAAAUAUAAUGUUGCACUUGUAAUUUUAAUUUUUUUUUUUGCUUGUCUAAAAUAAAAAGUAUCUUCACAUUUCUUCUUCCAGCCA
Oryzias melastigma (Indian medaka) is the source of this 1834-nucleotide messenger RNA. RefSeq names its product E3 ubiquitin/ISG15 ligase TRIM25. The transcript is spliced from 8 exons. Bases 74 to 1693 code for a protein of 539 amino acids. The record is from RefSeq and is a predicted model, not a curated record. Lineage: Eukaryota; Metazoa; Chordata; Actinopteri; Beloniformes; Adrianichthyidae.